Molecule: messenger RNA, 2321 nt
Organism: Mycena citricolor
Lineage: Eukaryota; Fungi; Basidiomycota; Agaricomycetes; Agaricales; Mycenaceae
Source: the annotation of a GenBank genome assembly
AUUGCUAUAUAGUGGGCACAUGCUGUAAUCACUACCUUUCUGCUAAUUUCGGUCAUUGCUGUACGCUGCCCGGCACGAUCCCGAGCCUCUGCACCUCUCCAGUACGCUUCAUUUAUUCCCCUAGCUUCCCUCGCCGCUGGACACGCGAUGGCAAUGAACAGGUCGAGGAUGGACGAGCUGUACGCGGCCAGCGAUGAACUGUUUUACAAGACAUUCCCUGCAGCCCGGCCCACUCCACAAUCCGCUCGAGUCGAGGCCGAACACGCGCGGAUGUUUGCCCCACACAGGAUGACCACGAGCAGUCUGGCUGUCUCCUCCACGUGCCCAGCGCCCAUCGCCACCUCGCCAUCGUCACCCUACUCAGCUGUCCACGCACCCACUCAGUACGCCCCUCAGGACCCACGGUUCCCUCACACGUUCCUCCCACCACCGAAUCCCGAGAAUCCGAUGUUCUGGGGAGCUCAGCCCUCCGAAUCGACGUCGCCUCGAGUCGCGCCCCCAUUAUCCAUCCUUUCUCCGGCCCAGGCACCGGCCGCUUCACAUCAACUACUGCCUCGCUUGGCCUUGGGCAACGCAGGGUAUGCUAGUCCCAAUGCGGACUAUCCGACAUCGACUACUUCCUCGUUUGCGAGCCCCGGCGCCGCGUUCGGCUCUCCUACGAAUCAUCUCGCUAGCCCUAAUGGCGUGUAUCCGUCGCCCAGUAGCGCGGAAGGCACGAGUCCGCCCCCGCUUUCCGCCGCCAGUCCGUUCGAGACAAUCUAUUCUGACCCGACAGUGUUUGGAGGUAAACCGUUGGGUGCGUUCGUCGCAGAGCGUGGGGGCAGCUUAAACUAUCCUUACAAAGCGCCUCAAAUACUUGCCUCAGCUCCGAUAGCUGAGGUAGACAUGUACCCCGGAAUCGACGUGCCGCCUCCGAUGGUCUUCUCGCACCCUUCGUCGUCACUCAUUGCCUCUGCUUUGGGCAUGCCGAGGCACCAGCCCCGCUCGCUCCAUCCGUCGUCUCUUCUCCCCUCGACGUCCGUUCGCUCCCACACGGAUCCGUUAUCUGUCGCUUCUUCAUCGUCGCCGUCGUCUCCGCCCGACCUCUCGUCCUCGGCGAAACGCAAGGCCCGUGAGCGUCAACCUCGCCGACCACCACCGGAGAAACGUCGCAAUGGGCACUACCCGGCCAGCCCACCGCGCUCAGUCAUGCUCGCGCUCGCCGAGGAGGAGGGCGACGGUGCUCCCGGCGAGGAGCCCAUGCCCGGGUCGAGCAAGCAACGGCGCUCUCCAUCUUCUCCGCGGCGCAAGGACUCGACGAUGGCAGUGGCCUCGGCAGCGGCCGCGGCCGCAGCCACUGGCGUGGAGAUCACCUCGGUCAAGGAACUCCAGAAGAAACCCCCCUUGGCCUGUUUGUUCUGCCGAGGACGAAAGAUCGCGUGUGGGCCUUCGAUGCCUGUUCCUGGCAAGCCGGACAAGUUUGCGUGCAACCAGUGCCAGCGACGAGCGUUGGAAUGCACAUACCCUCUGGAAAGCCGUCGGGGCAUGCGGAAGAAGAAGACCGACACGGAGGCCGAGGCUUCUGGCGAACAGGAGGGAAGCAAGGACUCGCCGCCGGACAGCAAAGAGUCGUCGGCGUCCACGUCUUCAGCUGUCUCCGUGACGGACAUAGACGUCUGCAUCUCCGUGCCGAUCGGCGCGGACAGCGAUGAUACCGUGGCGGCACCGGGUGUGCUGGACGGCACUGACUGUGUCGCUGAGGACGGCGCAGCAGCAGCAGCGGAAGGAUUCCCUGACGUGGGGGGACUGGGGCUAGGAUACGAAUUUGGCCUCGCGAUGGGGGAUGUGGCGGCACAUCCGUUUGACGUCGGGACUGAUGGCGAUGACUUUGCUGCCUCGCUCGCUGCGACUAUCGGCUCGUCGAUGGAUAAUUCCGCUUUCGAGAUCAUGCAUGCGUCCACAAUCAAAGCAGUCAAUGUGGUGCCCCCGACGGUCAAGCACCAUCGCACGAAGGAUCCGCGGCUGAAUCGAGCGCUGCCACUGGCGGCACUGGAGUCUUGAAACGUCGCGAGGUGGAAGUGGGGUGCCUGUUGUUGUCUGCUCUGUGUCUUUCUGGUUGCUGCUCUGCUCCUGCUCUCGAUUUCCAUUCGCUCUGCUGCUCUUGGGGGUACAUUUAGGCCUGGAUGAUGGCGUACAUUCUUAUUACAAGGAUCGUGGUAUCCGAACGAUAUACCAAGUCAUUUGGAUAUGCCACUAGUUAUAGCACUCGCGUACAGUCAGUAAUAUAUGUACUGUGCAGUCAAUCGAGUCUUCGAGUGCUCGUCACUAUGUGCUGCAUUACG